AUGGCCCCUGUCUGCAACGGAACCGGUGCUGCAGCAUCCGUCAGUGUCUGCAGUCUCCUGGCCACCAACUGCCACCAGCCUCUGCAACUUCUUAGCCAGUUGAGCCAGCUUCUUUGGAAAUCAUGGUUCUGUGGUGUUCUUCCUAAAAUGCUCUUUUUCUUAGGAAGGAAGAGAGCAGUAGAAGGGUUAGGUGUAGCUAUGAGCACAAGUGUGGACAGGACCACAGGAGACAAGGCUAUAAACAUGGCAUGUGCAAUGCUGAAGAGACAGUCUGAUUUGAUAAGAUUUUGA
Messenger RNA from Triticum turgidum subsp. durum (durum wheat), 291 nucleotides. Lineage: Eukaryota; Viridiplantae; Streptophyta; Magnoliopsida; Poales; Poaceae. The record is from the annotation of a GenBank genome assembly.